Messenger RNA from Closterium sp. Yama58-4, 657 nucleotides. NCBI's taxonomy places the organism in Eukaryota, Viridiplantae, Streptophyta, Zygnematophyceae, Desmidiales, Closteriaceae. The record is from the annotation of a GenBank genome assembly.
AUGCACCCCACACAUGAGCAAUCAGCAUCGCAUAAAUCCCAGCCGGUGGCAGCGAGGGUGCGGCGGGUGGUGGUGAACGCGGUGUGCUUCGUGUGGAAGGCGCUGUGUGCACUGCUCAUCCCCCCGCCUGACGCCCUGCACGGCUACCCCGCCUUCAUCACCAGCAUCCUCGUCAUCACCCUCAUUGCUGCUCUUGUUGUGGAGCUGGCCUCUCUCUUUGGCUGCGUCACAGGGGUGAACUCGUUUGUGGUGGCGAUAACGCUGCUGGCGACGGGCACGUCCAUCCCGGACCUCAUAGCCAGUGUGGUGGCAGCAGACCACCUGCCCACUGCUGACUCCGCCAUCGCCAACAUCAACGCCAGCAAUUGCAUCAUUGUUUUCUCUGGAAUGGGUAUCCCAUGGCUCAUCACCACUCUCUACAAUCAGUUUGUGUUGGGAUCAGCAAACAAUUCCGUUCGAUCGAUGGGACAACCACUGCAACAUCUGAACCGCUUUGGAGCAGCGUCGCUGACCUUGUACCGCGAUAUGAACGAGUGGAGCCAUGUCGCUGCCGAGCUGACUACUUUGAGAUGGCGAAAGCUCAGUCUAUUUUUCUUCGCGGCAGCGCAGUGUGAACCGAGUGUACGAUACGACUCAAUAUCCUCGGCAGAACGCUAA